Molecule: messenger RNA, 1907 nt
Organism: Nannospalax galili (Upper Galilee mountains blind mole rat)
Lineage: Eukaryota; Metazoa; Chordata; Mammalia; Rodentia; Spalacidae
Gene: Ddx56
Product: DEAD-box helicase 56
Exons: 14
Coding region: 58-1698 (546 amino acids)
Cellular component (GO): nucleolus
Molecular function (GO): RNA helicase activity; ATP binding; nucleic acid binding
Source: RefSeq, a predicted model, not a curated record
UGGCUGUCGACUUGCCCCACCCCCCACGCAUGCUCGCUGUCAGUUCAGAGGCGCGCCAUGGAGGAGCCAGAAGCGUUGGGCUUUGAACACAUGGGCCUGGAUCCCCGGCUCCUACAGGCCGUCGCUGACUUGGGCUGGUCGCAACCUACGCUGAUCCAGGAAAAGGCCAUACCGCUGGCCCUGGAGGGGAAGGACCUCCUGGCCCGAGCCCGCACAGGCUCCGGGAAGACGGCAGCUUAUGCUCUUCCGAUGCUGCAGCUGCUGCUCCACAAGAAGGCGACAGGUCCUGUAGUAGAACAGGCUGUGAGAGGCCUUGUUCUUGUCCCUACUAAGGAGCUGGCCCGGCAGGCUCAGUCCAUGAUUCAGCAGCUUACUGCUUACUGUUCUCGGGAUGUUCGAGUGGCUAAUGUCUCAGCUGCUGAAGACCCAGCUUCUCAGAGAGCUGUGUUGAUGGAGAAGCCAGAUGUUGUGGUGGGGACCCCAUCCCGCAUAUUAAAUCACCUGCAGCAGGACAAUUUGAAACUUCGUGACUCCCUAGAGUUGCUGGUGGUAGAUGAAGCUGAUCUUAUUUUUUCCUUUGGCUUUGAGGAAGAGCUCAAGAGUCUUCUCUGUCACUUGCCUCGGAUUUACCAGGCAUUUCUCAUGUCCGCUACUUUUAAUGAGGAUGUACAAGCACUAAAGGAGCUGGUACUACAUAAUCCGGUUACCCUCAAGUUACAGGAGUCCCAGCUGCCAGGGCCAGACCAGUUACAGCAGUUUCAGGUGGUCUGUGAGACUGAAGAAGAUAAAUUCCUGCUGCUGUAUGCCCUGCUGAAGCUGUCAUUGAUUCGGGGCAAGUCGUUGCUCUUUGUCAACACUCUGGAGCGGAGUUACCGGCUCCGUCUGUUCCUGGAGCAGUUUAGCAUCCCCACCUGUGUGCUCAAUGGAGAACUCCCUCUGCAUUCCAGGUGCCACAUCAUCUCACAGUUCAACCAAGGCUUCUAUGACUGUGUCAUAGCAACAGAUGCUGAAGUGCUGGGGGCCCCAGUCAAAGGCAAGCGGCGGGGCCAAGGGUCCAAAGGAAACAAGGCCUCUGAUUCAGAGGCUGGUGUGGCCCGGGGCAUAGACUUCCACCAUGUAUCUGCUGUACUCAACUUUGAUCUUCCUCCCACUCCUGAGGCCUAUAUCCAUCGAGCUGGCAGAACAGCUCGAGCCAACAACCCAGGCAUCGUUUUGACCUUUGUUCUGCCCACAGAACAGUCUCAUUUGGGAAAGAUGGAGGAGCUUCUCAGUGGAGAGGGUGAGGCCCCUAUCCUGCUUCCCUACCAGUUCCAGAUGGAGGAGAUCGAGGGCUUCCGAUAUCGCUGCAGGGAUGCCAUGCGUUCAGUGACUAAACAGGCCAUUCGGGAGGCGAGAUUGAAGGAGAUCAAGGAAGAGCUUCUACAUUCAGAGAAGCUCAAGACAUAUUUUGAAGACAACCCCAGGGACCUCCAGCUGCUACGCCAUGAUCUGCCCUUGCACCCUGCAGUGGUGAAGCCUCACCUGGGCAAUGUCCCUGACUACCUGGUCCCUGCUGCUCUUCGUGGCCUGGUUCAAACUCGCAAGAAGCGGAAAAAGCUGCCCUCCUGUAGGAAGGUUAAGAAGGUGAAGACCCAGAACCCAUUGCGCAACUUCAAGCACAAGGGAAAGAAACCUAAACCUGCAGCUUCAUCCUCCUAGGAUGGCCUGAACCUGAGGACAGUCGGAAUUGGGUUUCCUGACCUGGAUGGAAUAGGCAUACUGUUUGUGGGCACACUCUGGUGCUCACUGUCUGGAGAUUGAACUCUGAAGAGGCAGCUCUGGGUGCCCCAUCUCCUUGGUACCACCAAACUGCCAUCUUGCCUCUUACUAGAAUAAAGGUUCCAGCUACCCCAGGUUGUGGACCUAUG